AUGGGCAAAGACUCUACCCACAAGCCCAUAAAUCCGUAUAAGAUGACUGCGGCGCUCAAGAACAUCUAUUACAGGCUGACGCCCACAUCCUCGUCUUUUUCGCUGCCGACACAGAAGAAUCCAGGCGAAUUUACGAAAGCGCGGACCACCGACGCGCUGUUCCCCACCACAGACCCCGCUGUCGACGGUGACGAAUGCCUACAUGACUGCGCGAGUUGCACCAUCAAGUACCCCAGGAAGUUCACAAUCGACGAGGAUGAGGAGCUCUAUGGCCAUGUAAAAGGAUGGAGUACGCACUUGAUUGUUGCGACCGGCAAGACGGACUGGGUGCGCGAUGUCGCAGAUGAGAAGGGCAGCAUCAUGGAGGCGGUGGACAAGGGCGACGUGAAGCCCAGCAAUGGUAAACUCAUGCUCUCCGCGUCCGACAUCCCCGUUCCUGAACACUCCGACCACAGCACCACGGUGCUCCUCUUACCCAAGUUCCAGUUCAUCGACAACGUCACGCCAGCAAACACACCAGACCUUAUAAAAGACUUUGUAAAUAAAGGCCCCACCAACACAUCGCCUCUCCAUCACGCGUCACAACCUGCGCUGCCGCCUUCACCGUCGCCGCUUUCCACGGAGGCCUCCACCCCCGAGUCGGACCCUACCACCACAUCCACUAUUCCGCCCGCAAUAACGUCGCCUGGUCUCAAGGCUCGACCGUGCCCGCACAAAUACCUGAUAUUGCUAUGCAGCCAGAAAACGCGCGACGCACGCUGUGGCCAGUCCGCACCGUUGCUCCGAAAAGAAUUCGAGCGACAUCUUGCACCGCUAGGUCUCUACCGCGACCUGCACGAUGAACGGCCGGGUGGCGUCGGAAUAUACUUCAUAAGUCAUGUUGGUGGACACAAGUUCUCCGCAAAUGUCAUGAUAUACCGCUCAUCCUCGGCCAUUGAACGACCGAACCAGCUCAACGGCCACGCCAACGGCGUCGAAGAGUCGCUCGAGAAACUGAAGGUGGAAGACGACAAGGGGCAGGAAGUCGUGUUGGACGUGAACAAGGCCCAAGAGGCAGAGGGCAACGCUGAGGCGGCACAGUGUAUCUGGCUUGCCAGGGUGCGGCCGGAGGACUGCGAAAAUAUUAUCAGGUAUACGGUGCUGCAGGGUAAGCUUGUCAAGCCACAGAGUCAGUUAAGAGGAGGCUUCGAUCGGAAUAAGCAGCUUGUUAGUUGGUGA
Molecule: messenger RNA, 1218 nt
Organism: Didymosphaeria variabile
Lineage: Eukaryota; Fungi; Ascomycota; Dothideomycetes; Pleosporales; Didymosphaeriaceae
Exons: 2
Coding region: 1-1218 (405 amino acids)
Source: RefSeq, a predicted model, not a curated record